Messenger RNA from Lathyrus sativus (Indian pea), 363 nucleotides. The record is from the annotation of a GenBank genome assembly. NCBI's taxonomy places the organism in Eukaryota, Viridiplantae, Streptophyta, Magnoliopsida, Fabales, Fabaceae.
AUGGCUGCAGCAGUGAUGAAUUCAAGAUCUUUAGCCUUUGUGACACGAAGCCAAAGUUUUAUGGAUCGCGGUGUGGCACGACACCAUAUCAGUGCUUCUGAAUCCAACAAAAGGAUGAACUAUGGAUUUUCUGACUGGAUGUCUCAUGAUGGGGAUGAUCUGAACAAGUUCAAAAAAUUCGCUUCUUUUAGAUUUAGAAAUACUAUGGCAGGUGUGUCACAGCCAGAGUAUGUUAAACCGGAUGUCCCUUGGGUUCAUUCUUUGGUUUCUUCUGAGAGUUCUGAGAUAUUUGCUGCUAAGAAGCAGAAUUAUGAUCUCUAUAAACAUUUGUCAUCACCGUGGGCAGAGCAGAUUGUAGCAUAA